AGUGAAUUUGGAUAUCUGUGUGUGGCGUUUGGAUCAUUGUGAAGUUUUGAUCACGAUGAAUUCAAUUGUGGAGAUUCAUCCCAAAGAAUUGAAGUUUGUAGUUGAGUUGAUGAAGCAAAGCUCAUGCUCCAUUCGACUUACCAACACGUCCGACCGCCAUGUUGCUUUUAAGGUUAAAACUACUUCCCCCAAGAAAUACUGUGUACGACCAAAUGUAGGUGUUAUCUUGCCAAAAUCAUCUUGUGAAUUCUCAGUUACAAUGCAAGCUCUCAAGACAGCUUUGCCUGAUAUGGAUUGCAAAGAUAAGUUUUUAAUCCAAAGCACAGCUGUUUCUUCUGAGACAACUGACGCGGAUAUUACAGCUAGCAUGUUUGCGAAAGGUGAGGGUAAAUACGUUGAAGAGAAAAAGCUAAGAGUAUUCUAUAUCAGCCCACCUGAUUCGCCAAUGCUGUCACCAAUCAAGGUAGACUUGAAGCAAGGGCAGGGCCAUGAAGCUUCAAUGCUAAAUGAUCCAGUAUUUAGUGGAGUGGAAACACUCCCUCCUCACAAAAUGGUUUCAAAGGAUGGAAAGUUCAGAGCUGUAAACAGUGAGGAGUCAAAGCCAUCAAAGGAAACUGAGGUGAAACCAGCAAAGCAUGUGGAAAUGAAAGUAAGAAAAGAAGAGGAAUUGAAACCAGCAGAAGCUGUGGAAUUGAAACCAACAAAAUAUGAGGCGGUGGAAGCAACAGAGGAUGUGGAGUCAAAAUCAACUAAUGCUGUGGACAUGGAACCAGCCAAAGAUGUGGAGUUGAAAUCAGCUAAGGUUGUGGAAUUGGAACCAGCAAAAGAUAUGGAGUUGAAUCAUGCAAAGAAUGUGGAGAUGAAACCAUCUGAGGCUUUGCUUUUGAAACGAGUAAAAGAUGUAGAGGCAGAUAAAGCACAGGUUGUGGAAGAUUUGAAGUUGGUUAAAGAUAUUGAGGAGAUGAAAUCAAAGCUACUUGAACUUGAACUAAAGCUGAGCCAGGCUGAAGUUACUAUCUCGAAGCUAACAGAGGAGAGGAGUUCAAGCAUGCAAGAGAUAAAAGAUUUGAAGGAGCAAUUAGGGUAUUUGAGUAAAGGUGGUGUGCAACGAGUCGAGUUCCCUGUCAUAUUUGCUUGCAUGGUGGCACUUUUCAGUAUCCUCGUUGUUAUAGCUAUAGCUGUUAAAAGUUUAAGCAUGAAGGUAGUAUCAUCACUUUGAACUUAGAUGAAUAGGUUUGAAAACCUCUUGCUCUUAUAGUGUAUAGAUGAGGUAUAGAGGGGAGAGUAGCCAAUAUACUCACAGUUAAGUGCAGUAAAUGUUCAUAGACCAAAAGCUAAGAACUAAGAAGCCAUCUUUUGGUUGACUACAUUUCUUGUUCCGGGAUUGUCACUUGUUCAUGAGAACCAAUGAUGUUGUGUAGAUGCUAUUGUGAUGUUGGUUGGAAAAAAAUAGGAUGACAGUCGAGGAAGAUUGUUGUCAUAGUUUUACAAUGAUUAAUAUGCAGACUUGUUUUGGGUCUGGAGUGAGGACUAUAUACACAUAUACUUGUUUCCUUUGUAUGCAGACUAAUCCGAACAGGUUUGGUUCUCAAUUACAAGGACGUAAUGUUCUAAAGAUGGUAGUUUGUGCUUAUGAGCUUUGUAUUUUGGAUUUGUGGUAUUCACACUCCAUUUUGU
Fragaria vesca subsp. vesca is the source of this 1677-nucleotide messenger RNA. RefSeq names its product vesicle-associated protein 2-2-like. The record is from RefSeq and is a predicted model, not a curated record. Gene Ontology annotation, biological process: endoplasmic reticulum membrane organization. The transcript is spliced from 8 exons. Gene Ontology annotation, cellular component: endoplasmic reticulum membrane; plasma membrane. NCBI's taxonomy places the organism in Eukaryota, Viridiplantae, Streptophyta, Magnoliopsida, Rosales, Rosaceae. The coding region runs from base 56 to 1219 and encodes 387 amino acids.